Molecule: messenger RNA, 12033 nt
Organism: Plasmodium coatneyi
Lineage: Eukaryota; Apicomplexa; Aconoidasida; Haemosporida; Plasmodiidae
Exons: 1
Coding region: 1-12033 (4010 amino acids)
Cellular component (GO): cytosol
Source: RefSeq, a predicted model, not a curated record
AUGAUAAGAAAGCUGCUUAGCACAUUACUCAUUACGGGAAUAGUCGGAUGCACUAAUUUGUCCUCUCAAAAUGAUCCAAAGGAAUUACAAAGCCUGUUCGACAGGGAUUCCUUCAGGAUAGACAUCGAAAAUAGGGAGGAGUGCUCCCUUAAAUAUGACACGAUGAAGACGCAUUUCAGGCACGUGUACUUUGUUCAAUGUAGGGGGAAUGCCAAAAGUGUACGACUAAAUUUGGUGGGUGAGUCACAAAAGAGGGGUGCACAUCAGAGGGGAGAACCAAACCAGCAGCGCAGUGCGGGGAGAAAAAAUCAAGUUGCCUUCUUCAAUCGGCGCGGAAAAAAAAUAACCAGCGAUAACAUAAUCCUCCAGUAUGGAAAUAACAGAAAAGUAAUUUACAAGGUUUGCCAAAUGGAGGACCCUCCCCAAUGCACCUUCAUUUAUGUCAUCAUUUCUUUCCAUUUCGAUGUAAGGGGCCUGAGAGAGUUGCUCCUAAGUAAUUUUACUACGGAAGAAAAGGAAGGAGCCAAAUUAAACAUCCUCCACCCAGACAAUGUAAAAGUGGGGAAUAUAAAUGAAUACCUCCUUCAGCACUUCCUCCUCGAUAUCAAAAAAGUAACCCACUUUUACGAAAUUAGCGUUAACGUGACGAAUGACGGUCAUCCAUUGUAUCUGUACGCUUCAUCUCACACGUCCAACUUUGUCUACCUUGAUAGAAAUUUGCGCAAUCUCUUAAAAGAGGAAAACUACCAAUACGAAACCUACUUCUAUAAAUUUAGAUGUGCGGAUAACUCCCAACUAUUUGCGGCCACUAGCGACACCAACAAGGCGAACUUCUUCGUGUACAGACUGGGCAUUACAUGCAUAGGAGGUAAUGAAGUUAACAAAGUUAACGAAUCUAGCAACGAUGGAAGAAGCCACUUCAGUUCCCCCUUCGAUGUAAGCGUUGCAGAUCCCACGUUUAUUAUGCCUCCAUUUCGCAUGGAUGAAUUCAAGUAUGAUGUGUUCACCCCUGAUAACAACUUUUGGCUUCGCAUUAACUCCCCAAAUGUGUGUCACCCCGACGGUAAUAUCUCCCUAAAUGACAAAAGAGUGAUAACUCAGUACAACCUGGUAACGUUGAAUGAGCACAUGGACGAACUGUUCUAUGAUGACUGCAUAGAGCAGUGGCAACUCCUGCAGAAAAGCAGUGCCGUUCAGCAGGAUGAAAACUGCUCGGACGUGAAAAAGAGACAAGAUUAUUUGAUCUUCGGAAAUGUGCACGACGAGGACGCAUCCAACUGUCGAAGGCAGUGCAAAACAGACCUGUUUGGCGAAGGGAUACACCUGGAAAGCUCUUCCUGGCAAAAUAUCUUCUCAUCAAAGAGGCAAAUAAAAUUUCGCAACCAUCAAGAAAUAAACAAAGUUAUAUUCCCCACGAAAAGGGUCUUCAUACUCAAGUAUACAAGCGAACCGGAGAAGCAUGCCAAUGUUGAAGCUAAAAGGAUGCGCGAUAAAACGAAGGUGCUAUACUACUUUUUUUACAUACACAGAAUUCCAACCAAUAUUAUAGCGAACAGUUUCGCAUUUAUUGCCUUCCUAAAAAAUGCAAAUUGUGCCCCAAAUAAUAUUUGCCACCUGGAAAACGAUGGACAGCCAUCCUACAUCCAAGUUGUAUUUAAAAAAAAAAAAAAUAAACAUUUGAGUUACUUAAGCACAAACCUGCUACUAACCCAGAAGAAUGCAAACUGGAGUCACUACACUGACAAAAGGGAAAACCUCCAAUUAUUCAUAAACAAUGAAAAUAUUUCCGACAAUAUUAAGUACCCAAUAAACGAAAUAGGGAAGAAGGAGAAAAAAAUUAACAUAAAAAUAGUCGACCAAAAUAAUAAUCUUCUUUACAACAACGAUUUGAUUAUUAUAAGGAAAAAUGUAUUUUAUAAAAUUGCCUUACAAUUUCUUUCUUACUUUUCUUAUGCUUAUAUUAUUUUUUGUUUCUGUCUACACACAGCAACCGUUUUAACAUCCAUUCAAUUUGUACAAGUAUUGACACUUUUGAAUAUAAAGUAUGACGCCUUUCCCCCCCUGUAUAAUUACUUCCUAAAAAAAUUGCAUCCACUUUCUUUCAUUUCGCACGUCUUUGAUGUUAAGGUGUACAGAAAAAAUGUGGCUAAUCAGUAUGCAAAUGCGCAACUGCUCAGGUGGAACUCAGCUACAGGGCCGCAUAGCACAAAUGGAGAUCAUAACUUGGAGGGUGUUCACAACACAAGGGAAAAUAAUUUUGUGCAGCCUCAAAAAGGACAUUACUAUGGGGGAAAUUUCUCUCACGAAAGACAUACUAACAGGGGGAACCUCCGCGGGAACGCAAACAAGAUGACUGAUAGCAGCAUCAAAGGUGACCAUCUCCAAAAGGAUAACCAUUACGACAUGGAAAAAGAAACCCUAAUUAAUGAGACACCCUCGAAGGAACCUUCUCCCCACAGUAAAAGCAAAAAAGAUGCAGAUGCAAUGAAAAAAAAAUACCUUAAGAAGGAAUCAAUGACUAACCAGCGCAAUCAAAAAUGGGAAGAUGAAAUUAUGCUUUUGCAUACCUUAGUUAGCACCCUUUUGAAUAUCAUCAUCCUUCUUCUUUUAUUCACAUUCCUCCAUUUUGUAUAUGGAAAAUAUAUACAAAGGAAGAGCAUAGUAGAAAUGACUUCUAUGCCAUUUUUCUGCCUCCCUAAUUUUGUCCCCCUCGUAUAUGACCUAUUUUUAUUUCCUGUCAUUUUUAUCACAUCUAAUAUAGUACUUCAUGACAGUGGUUAUCAAGUCAAGGUUUAUUUUCUCCACAUUGACAUUUGUGUGCUUAAAUUUGUGAGCGUAGUGUUGCUCUUUUGUUAUGUCUUGUCUUAUGUCCUCUUUUCUUUGCGUGUUGUCCUAUCCGUUAAAGGGAGCAGCACCUAUUGUUGUUAUUUUCAAACGUUCAUUCCACUGUCUAUUAGCAGAAUUCGUGGUAUUGUAACAAAGCCACUCCCCUUUCGAUUUCUUUUUAAUGGCCCCACUGGGAUUUAUCUACCAUCACGCCUUACACUGCUUAACAGUGCAGCACGGGGAACGUCCCACCCAAGUUAUGCUCUCACAAACCAGCACGUGAAGGGAACAACGCAAACGCACAAAGAAGAAAUACACCCAUUUUUCUAUUCUCUAUCAGCCUGUGGGGUAAGCGAAGCCAAAAGAUUCCUCAAGAAAAAUGCCUCCUUGAAGCGAAUUAUUCGCAAUUACGUAGACAAACAGAGAGGAAAGUAUAAACGAAUCGGUUUGUCGCAUCACCAACCUUUGCUACAAGACAUAGAAUUGUCAGUACCCACAGGAAGUGAUACCCCCAAAAAAGGGUCUAGAAAACACAUUUCUAGUAAAAGGCAUUUUCCCAAGAAAGGCAAUUCGCCAAGCGGUAUCAUCACCCCGAGUGACGAUCAAAAAGGUGAUGCCUAUGAUGAUAAUAACGAUGGUGAUUGUGGUGAUAGCUCCCUCGCGAGGAAUACCAUAAAUAACCCACUUCGGGAAAGGAACCUAGCUAAAGUUUUUACGAACGCGUUUUGCAUACUCGACCGACACAUUAGCGAACAUCAAUUGGGAGAUCCCCCAUUUGACAGCGACAGUUCCUACCCAGCUAGCGAAAAAUACCAAGCGCAGUUUUCAGCACUGAGGGAAAAUGAACCCCUUAUUAUACAUAUUAAUAAAUACAUUUGUAAAUUUCUUCGCGUGCAAAAUCAAGAACAUGGGGUGAACCAUCAAAUAGGAGCAUCUACACAAAUUAAGAUUCAUCAUAAGGGGGAAGAUAAAAAAUGCAACCAGGGAAAAUUAACGGAAAAUUUCCCAACCGUGUGCUUAACCGAGUGCAUAAGAAGAUUGCACCAUUUUAACGCACUCUCUAAUCGGUGCAAAUAUAAAAUAUCGUAUGCCGAAGCGGUGCAGCAAGACGCAUGGAGGAACAAGCUUCUCCGCGUGACGAUCAGCCGGGCAUCCCUAAGCCGUAGAAUCCGCCACAGCAACGGCACCAGUGAGAGGGACCCCAAUUUGCAUUUACUAACCCACCAGGAGGACACACACAUUGGCUACCUCUACGACAAAGUGUCCCUUUUUAAGAAAACCUUCUUCGUCAAAAAGGCUGUGAAACUUAAACAUGUAUACAUUCUACUCUCUCAGAAAAGGGAUAUACAACUUUUUGUAAAUAACGAGCAAGUUUGUGAUGACGCUCUGCAGAUCUACUCACUUACAAAUAAUUGUUCCAACGGAAACGCUUCUCAUUUUUUUUGCGUACGAUUAAUAACGGCCAUCUGCAUAACAGCUGUGAAUCUUUCAAUUCGGAAAGAUGUCCGUUUCGCCCUCUUUUCGCUAUCUCUCUUUUUCUUCGCCCUAUUUGUAUACAAUUUGUUUUCAAUUUUGAAACGAUGGGGCGGAGCGGAAUCGUGGGAAGCACCGGGGGAAUACCAAAAGGGGGAGACAUGUAAUGACAGAAGGAAAGCAACAGAAUCUUUCACCCACGGUGGAAAAUUGUCUAGUGGGAAGCUUCACCUAAGAAUCGACAAUGAUGAUGAAAACGAUGAUCAGAACGAUGUUGAUAAUGCUGAACGUAAUUUGUCACCUUUCAAAUCCACCCAACAGGGCAGAUACAAUGAAUGGCUGAAGGAAGAUAUGCUAACUUACGAAACGAGAUACCCUGAAUUAGUGCUAAGUGUGAUUCUUUUUUUUCUUCUCCUUUCUAAUAUGUUCCCUCGAAAGGGGGAGUACUCACAAUUGUUCGGCCUUCUCUUGUCCCUGUUAACCACUUCUCUUUGUGUAAACCCACGGAAAGUAAAAAAUGCCUUCCACAAAAUAAUAACACAUGCUAAACAUUUUGUAGCGGCGAAAUGGCACUCUGCUUAUCUUAAAAUAUAUGGAAUAUACUUCCUCCAUGCUGUAGAACAAUUGUGUGAUUACUUCAUACGAUGGAUAGUAACCAUUCAUUGUAAGAAUAAAGACUGUGACUUACCAACCGGAGGGAGUACCACAAGGAAGACAAGCUACGCAAAUAUUUGCUCAUAUUUUAGGGAUAAAUUUCUUCCUAACUACAAUGGAGUGACUUUUAAAAAUCUGAGAGCAGACAAAAUAGAAAUUCAUCAUCAAGAAAAAGACAUCGAUUAUAAAUAUGAAACGUUAACGUUAGACGAUAAUUGUAAAAGCGUCCUUAAAUAUGAGUUGCGAAAAAAUUUGUACCUCAUCGGAAAAAUGGAUCUCACUAAAUUGCAAAAGGAGGGACUAUCCAAUGUGCCCAUCUAUGUACAUAAUGAUGGGAAGAAAAAUAAAAACUAUUACAUAUGCUCCAUCGAUGUCGUAGAUGAGGAAAAUCGUUAUUCCAGAAAAUCCCUCUCGUUGUACAUAAAAAGGAAAGAUACCAAGAGGAAGAAAAUCCUCCUACACAGCAGCAGAAAGGGCGACCUUCUCUGGACUAGCAAAAUUACGCAGGAAAGGAAGCCACCCUUGGAUUACAUUCCAACAUAUGGCAAAUUGCCAAGCGAGGAUGGACCUGCCCAUGGGGGGAAUGCAGACAUUCCGACCAAUAAGACAAACUACCCGCACAUUAUUAAAUCGAACUGUGCGCGCCAAAGAGGCGAACGCAUUAAAGCCGACAAGUACUCCUACACAGUGCUGGGCAAAGAUGGACUAACCAUCGGAAGCCUCUUCAUUAAGCCAAACAGGACGUACAAAAUACAACCCGUGUUUAAGGAAAAGCACCUAAAAUGUAACCAAUCAGCACAUGCGAAAAAAGCAAAGUCUCCAAAUUUGAGCCUCGAUAAUUCUGCACAGUUCGCGAAUUCCUACCCACGCGAUCGCUUUGAUAGGGAAACAUUUCCUAAAUGUGACAAAAAUGGGAAUUCCCAUAUUGGUUGCGCGAAGUGGGAGGAAUUGUCAAACGGAGGGGAUGACUAUCCUUCUAGUGAUUCCCAACCAAGUGGUGAAGAUAGCCACAGAAAGGGGAACAGCAUGGCAAACCUUAGCACAGAUCCACAUAUACGUUCCCGAAAAAAAGGAAGAACAUUUAAGGAGGACGAAAUGUUCCGACAAUUUCGCGUCACAUGCGAGGACAUAGGAACGCUAACUGUGCCGCACGACAUCAAUUAUGUAGACACAUUUGAGGACAUAAAAGUGGAGAAUGAAUAUGGAGAAUCGUUUUGUCUAAAUUUGAGUAGGAAUUGCAUUACCUUCAUAAAAAAAGAAAGAAUUGUUAUUUUGAGUCACCCCUGUUUUUACAAAAAUGAAACAUAUUACGUUUAUCUGAGAGGAGGUGGACAAAAGUGCCUUUCCGAUUACUUAACCGAGGGAAUUUACGUGCAAAGUUCCCCAAAUGGAGAGAUCAUUUUAACCUCGUUUAGGCAGAACAAAAAAAUGAAUUCUGUCCAAAGCAGAAAUGAACAGACAAACACAGACAUAACGGAUGGCGAAGAGGAAAAUUUCUCCUGCAGAAGUAGAACACUCCUCGAUGAUCAAAUCCAUAUGUACAAAAUAAGUGACCAUAAAAAAAAAAAAAAAUUUUUUUUUGUUAAAGUGAAUAAAAAGAGUAACACUUUCUACGCGCAGAGUUACGUCAGAAGGAAAUGUAAAAAUGCACUGGACUUUGCAUUUAUGAAAAAAUUCUUCUGUAGGAAGUAUCAUCAGCAACAGGAACAACCGAUAGAUCAUUUCCUCGAGGAAAUAAAUGAGGCAGAUUUUGUCCCCAUUCAGUUGUUAUACAAGCUUAAGACAAGAACCGAUGUUACUGCUGCGAAAUGUUUGCAGAAUUACUUUAUCGAGUGCUUAAAUGAAUCUCCAAUUUUAUGCAAAGGGGAUGACCAAAAUGGAGAUGUGUCUGAUGUGCCUUACGAACUGUUGACCGCAUCCGAGGGGGGAGCCACAAAAGGGAAGAAAAAAACAUAUUGGGGAGGAUCUAUUGGGAAAUGUUUCGGGAAAAAUAAAAACUGGCUUUCCUUUUGGAGAAAAUCCCCCCUUUUCAGCGGCACAGGAGGUAGCACCACUACAGGUCGCGUGAGAAGUACCUCAAACAAUCUCACAAAUGGGACACUCCAAAAGGGGAAUCCUAAAAAUGACAAAAGAACAAUUCAUAUACAGGAUGGACGCGCACACCAAAGCGGAAACCACAGCUGGAAGGAAGACCUCCUACACAUGUGCAAAAAACACCUCAUCCGAAGCAAAAAAACGAAAGGAGAAAUUCUUUACAGAUAUGCCCCAAAUUAUGAAGAUCUCAUAAAGACAUAUAUUACACACAUUAAAAUUUACGAAAGUAAGUACAAUUAUUUGAAGCAUAAUAAAGGCAACAUAAAGGUGCUAGCGGAUAUUCUACUCGAGUUGCUAAGCUUUCCCUACAUACUAGACGUGUUUCAAAGGUACAACAUUGUAGAUAAGAAAGAAGGGGAAAACUCACACCAUUACGGAAACAACAUAAGCUUUAAUAUUUACAGUAUAUAUGAGAAGUGCUCAUUAAAUAAGAAACACACAGUUUGCAAAAUUGUCAACUAUUUGGAGGAACUCGCAGCGUAUAAAAUAAUUUACAUUAUUACCUUCUACAAGGGGAAGCUGAACUAUCUCCAAUUGUUGGACAAGAUGAGCGUCGACCAUAGCGUUUGCGAGGUUCAGAGAAACAUCGAUCGGAUGUUUUACCACAGGUUUAGCUUCUCCAGGAGAAGAAUGGGAAAGACGCGGGCUAGACACGACCGUCCCACGAGCAGUAGCACCGCAAGCAGCACCCACAACAGUAGUAGCGACCUAGAAUGCAGCCGCUCCCAACCAACAAACGAUAGGUGGACGCCGGGAAAUGGUAAAACGAUGAAAGACCCACCAAAUCAAAGGACUCACGAAAAGACACUCCACGAAGUAAUACUAGAAAGGUACAUCAGACGGAGAAAAUCCUUUGCUAGAAAAUUUUACGAAAUAAAAAAAAGCAUACGCGAAAUUGCAAAAAAGUACAGGCAGGAGGAACAAGGAACAAAGAAAAUCCUUUUUUAUUUCCCAUUUUUUAUUCACAAAAAAGAAAUAAUAAAAAUGAAAAAAAAUGUAGAACAACAAAUAUACGAAUGGAAUGCAUGUCUCACGAAUUUUUUUUCCAAUUUUUUAAAUCAUUCUUUAACGAAGACUCACAUAUGCCAUUAUAAUUUGCGCAUAUUAAACAAGCACAUCUUGAAUAGCAUAAAACAUUCCAUGUUUGCCAAGCAUACAAAUGCUAAGCUUCAUUUUUCGAAUUUUAAUUUUGUGCAUGUUGUUAUUUCCCUUUCAUUUCUUAACCCAGAAAAGGCCAUUUUACUUUCCCCCACCUUUUUCUACAUGAAAUAUUCACCAUCUAAACCAAUUUUUGUUCUCUGCAAUCAGGAUGAUAUUGGCAGCUUGUUAGGGGAGGACGGUGGAAGGGUUCACAAGAAGCGAGGAGACUCGUCAAAGUGGGAAGAAUCAUCAUAUGGGGGGAGUUCACCAGAGGGAGAAAACCCAUCCGAGGGGACAAGCUCAUUGGGAGAAGACGAAUUGAGAGGAAUACAAAAUCAAAAUUGGGAGCGAAAAAAGACACGCCGCGAAAAAGGCAAACGGUGCAAUGUUCCGCGGGGAAAAAAAAAUGCACUCCCCAAGGAAAAAGAAAUAUGUCUCGAAAAAGAAAAACCAAAAGAGCACACAUUACUUCCAUGCUAUCUAGAAAUUGUGAACGACAAUCUCCUUAUAUAUCUUUAUGAUAACUAUGAUAAUAAGCUAUGCUGGAAGCUCGAGCGGGGGAAUUACUCCCUGGAGACACGGGAAAUGUCAUACAGGGAGGGAGAAAAGGAAGCAAAGUAUGCAACGGGGGUAAGGAAGAGAAGGGGAAGAUCUACAAAAAGUAACAACGGAGAAUCCUUUGUGCGAAUAUUACAUCCAUCUGAAGAGGGACACUCAAAUUGCGGCACGUCAGAUAAGGAACAAAGUGAAGUUGUAUACUCAGUCAUUAGUACCGACGAAAAUGAAGACUCGCCAAUUUCAUCACUUUUCAAGAAGAAAAAAAAAGAUACGUCAAAGUACACACGAUUGGAACACAAAAAUGAAAGCAGUCAAAUUAGGGGGAACUUCCCAACAGAUGAAAAAAACUGCUUUGUAAAAUGUGUGCGUCUGUUCUCGAACUGCUUCAGUAACUUAAAGGACAGUUUGGGUAAAAACCUUUGUCUCUUCUUUGCAUGUUACGAGGGGGAAGAGAAUAAACUUCCCAAUGACAGUGCGGAUUACAUCAAGUUGAUAGUAAAAAUUAACCCGGCUGCCGUCCCGCAGCUAAGCAGCACCCUAACUAUAAAUGACCAUGCGUGGGGGAAGCUAACGGAAAGGAAUAAGAUUCUAAUUCGAGAAAGGGUUGCAGAGGUUUGUCUGGAUGUCGCGCAAAUAUUUCCCCCCGGGGGAGGGGGACCACCCGAAAUGGAUCCGAAUUUAGUCCCAUCAGACGAAAUGUUCACCCAUCCCACAAAGGAUCAACGCGGUUACUCGAAUAUCCCACGUGAUAGCAUCAAAGUGGAGGAAUUUGCCCAACCUGAAGGAGUUCACUCCCAAGAUGGAACGAUAAACGGAGAGACCCCCUUGAGUAGCACACACAUAAGCGAAAAAGAGUUUACGCACGAGGAAUGGCACGAACUACACCUAUAUACUUUCAGCUUCUACAAAAAUAAAUUAUCUGAACUGAUAACAAAUUAUACAAAGUCGAUCGGAGUGGAAGCAAGCAAUUCGCCUGAGAACCACGAAAACGCUUACCACGACGUACGUUUAGACAUAAUCGAAAAGAGAAACUCAAUAAAUGAGGCGUGGAGGUAUGACCAAGUAAGGGAAGAAACGGAAAAGGAAUAUGACGGAAGGGAAGAAGAGCAAAGGAACAUUUCUUACCUGCUGAAAGGCAUAGAAAAAAUGAGAAGCACAACAUUUAUAAGGAAAAAAUUUAUGGAAGAUUCAGCAAAAACUACACACAAAGAAUUAAUAUUUUACGACAAAAAUCAACAGCUAUUUUGUAAAUACGUAGGAGAUAUGAAAAAUAAAUUUUACAAUGGCCAUGGCAAAUUAUAUGACAAAUUUAACAGCUUAAUUUAUGAUGGGGAAUGGCUCAACGCACAAAAACACGGAAAGGGGAAAUUACUAUUCAAGUAUUUUAACAUUUGGUACUUGUAUGAAGGACAAUUCUCAAAUGACGAAAUUGUAGACAAGGGAAUCAUCUCCCUGAUCGAUAAGGAAUAUGUGAAAAGGAUACAGUCCGAUAAAAUUAACAAACUGUGUCCCCUACUCAUUAAAGUAAAUUUCGGAAAAUAUAAAUGGCAUAAAACUGCUAAAGGGGAGAUAGAACAAAACCCACAAUUUGAAAAGGAACUCAUCAAACAGAUAGAAAAAACUGCUAUGCAAAAUUACACCCCUAAUAAUAAUGUAGAUUUCUGGCCAAAAGAAAUUACAGAUAUUUACUUCCCCUAUUUGAAGAAAUGGAACAUCUACUCCUUCUACUGCUCAUGCAACAUUGAAAAUAUCAAAGGCAAGAAGGAAAUCUUCGAGUCCAAUGAAAACAAUUUUAAGAAUUUAAUUGGAUAUCCUUCCUUCGAGCUUCGCAAUGGCAAGAACAAUCUCGAUUUGGAUGAGCAGGCAGCCAGUGAAGGAACCCCAGGGGAGGAUUCCCCCAAGCAGACAGUUGCAAAGCACCCCCCGCAGGAGUACAUUCUGUACAAGCGAGACAGAACGAACGUCCUGCACGAGGAAUUCUUCGAGUACAUGAAAAAAAAAAACGAGCAGAAGCUAUACUAUCCGUUACUGAGCAAAACGGUUGGCUUAGCCAAAAUUAUUUACGCAGACAAGAGUGAGUACAUCGGGCCGAUCAAUAGCAGGGGGCAGCCAAACACCAACGAGCAAUUCCCCCAGGCCAUUUUUAACAACGACGAUUUCUUCUACGAAGGAGAAAUGAAAAAUUUUCUGCCGCACGGAUAUGGUAUAUUCAAGAAUAAAAAGGAUGGAAGAAAUACCUACUUGGGAUUUUGGAAAAAUGGACACAGAGAAGGAAAUGGCAGUCUCCAUUUGGGAAACAAAAAAUAUAUAGUUCAGGCAAACUUUACAAAAGAUAAGCUCCAUAGUAACAUUAACAUAUUCAUAAGGGAUGAAAAGAUAUGCAAAAUGUACAUAUCAAAUGUAAGCACAAAUAGCCGGAAAAUAAAAAUAUUUUUCCGAAAUGGCUACAUUUUUUAUGGCCAUUUUUCAGAAAAUUAUCAGCGAAAUGGGAUAGGCAUCCUCAUAGACAGCAACAACAAAAUUCUAUAUCAUGGAUAUUACAAAAAUGACGUGAUCGAUAAAUUCUGCUACAUCCUACGACAUAAGGAUAACACUAUAUAUUGUGGGAACCUCCAUCAAGGGAUGAAAAAAGGGUUUGGGAAAUUAUAUUACGAAGAAAAACUACACUUUGAUGACGAAAAUGAAUUCAAUUUAAGUUUAUCAAAUGCCAAAAUUUUAGCAAGAAAAUUGGAGUCAUACGAUGGUAUUGAUAUCAAUUCAGAUAUCCCCUUAAAUUUCUCUCUCGAUUCUAACCAUGUCAUUUAUGUUGGCUAUUGGGAUGAAAAUAAUUUCUCCCAUUUCGGCUCAUGUAAUUUGAGGAAUGGCAUUUAUAAAGGGGACAUAAAGGAUUCCAAAAAAGAUGGCUUCGGAAUCUACAUAUACAAAAAUAAAAAAUCUUAUAAAAAUAAAAAUAGAUAUGUUCUGUCCUAUUUUAAGAAAGACAAAAUUAGCACCAUGGGGAAAUACUACAGUGAAUAUGAUAAACUGAAAGUACACUCAUUCCACAAAGAACAAAUUAAACGCAAAAAAUCAGCUUACGAUAAAUGCUUCACUAAGGGAAAAAUCAAAUAUGACGUCUUAAAAACUGACAAACUGUACAUAAAUCAGGAGAUCGACUAUUAUAUUACCGUUCCUCUUGCAGACAUACUAUCAGCCAUUAUGGACGAGGUUUUGGAUAAAUCCACCAGCUUUGUUCAUUACUUGUAUCGCCCCUUUCGAUUCGAUUUGAAUUAUUUCUUGAAGAAGUGA